ACCGUAUCUGAAGCACGCGUAGGUUCGAUUCGUCGAGGCCCGCGUUGCCUUGUCUUUUUUUUUUGGGAUUUUCCUCGCGUAUGAGGAUGGACCAUUGUUUCAGGGUAGAGAGCGAACUCCCUCUCAAAUCCGCCAAAGACCAAUGACCACCUACCGCCACAAACGAGUCCUCUCAGUCCAAUCGCACGUCGUCUAUGGCUACGUAGGCAACAAAGCAGCGACGUUUCCUCUGCAAUGCCACGGGUUCGACGUGGACCCAGUGAACGCUGUUCAGUUUUCGAACCAUAGUGGCUACCCAACAAAAGGCGGCGAAAAGCUCACGCCAGCACAACUGGAGGCGCUAUGCGAUGGAUUAGAAGCGAACGGCAUGCUGGGGGAGUACACGCAUGUCUUGACUGGGUAUAUUGGCAACGCGGAGACGUUGAAGAGCCUGGCUAAGCUUGUGAGGAAGAUGCGGGCUGCUAACCCGGAGUUAGUUGUUGUCGUGGACACGGUAAUGGGCGACAACGGGAAGCUCUACGUUCCCGAGGACGUCAUGCCAGUCUAUCGCGACGUGUUAUGCCCCCUAGCCUCAGUCAUUACACCCAACGGCUUUGAAGCAAGCCUCCUCACCGGACAAUCCCUAACCACCCUCCCUCACAUCCGCUCAUCCCUCACUCAGCUGCACGCAAAGAGCAUCCCGACGAUAAUCAUCACAUCCACAACCCUCACAGAUUUUCUGCCCCCCGCCGCAAUAUCCGCCAAUCCGGACGACUGGAUCUACCUCAUCGCCUCUCAACCAACCACCCAAACGUUCUUCAUGAUCCCUAUGCGAAAGCGCCAGGCGCAUUUCACGGGCACCGGCGACCUUUUCGGCGCGUUGUUACUCGCGAAUAUGGAUGUGCCGGUGAAAGACACGAUCACCGCAUCACAGCACCUCAAAGACGCGUGUUUGCGUUCGGUGGCGGUUAUGCAGGCUGUGUUGGAUGAGACGACGGAACGGCAAUGUCAACGGGAGAAGGCGAGAAAUGGGGAUGUGAAUGCGGCUGGCUGGAGCGGGGAUGACGCACAACGCCGCGCGAUGUUUUUGAGAGAUCAUGAAUUGGCGAUCGUGCAGUGUCGUGGACUUUUUACGGGGGAGAGAGUGGUUCAGACAUAUGAGUGGGGGGUAUUGGAUAUUAGUUGGUCCUAGGUUCGUAGAAGUAUUGUAGAUCUCUACCCGAAAGAAAGGACUUUUUUUUCAACCGCUCCAUUUAGUUCGAUAGUAAUCCAUAUACCAA
Messenger RNA from Fimicolochytrium jonesii, 1259 nucleotides. RefSeq lists its product as uncharacterized. NCBI's taxonomy places the organism in Eukaryota, Fungi, Chytridiomycota, Chytridiomycetes, Spizellomycetales, Powellomycetaceae. The record is from RefSeq and is a predicted model, not a curated record. Gene Ontology annotation, cellular component: cytosol. The transcript is spliced from 7 exons. Bases 143 to 1171 code for a protein of 342 amino acids. Gene Ontology annotation, biological process: pyridoxal 5'-phosphate salvage. Gene Ontology annotation, molecular function: pyridoxal kinase activity.